Messenger RNA from Xenopus tropicalis (tropical clawed frog), 3144 nucleotides. NCBI's taxonomy places the organism in Eukaryota, Metazoa, Chordata, Amphibia, Anura, Pipidae. The record is from RefSeq and is a predicted model, not a curated record.
GCUGCAGGGGAGGAGGUUGGUGUAAAAGUGAGAAAAAGCAAAAGAAGUGGGAGGAAUAACUUACGGGAGGGGGAGGCUGAAAGAAGGGAUUCUACGUGUGCUCUUUAGUUAUUUGCGCUCCAAGCAGGGGUCGUCCGACCUCCAUUGAUUUUAAAUGUUCUAUUUCAUAUGCCAAAGCGUGAGCUGGCAGCAGCCGCAGAUUUUAUUUCAUUGCGCACUGUAAAACCCUCAGCGGCCGCUAACCUACAGGCCAGACUGCUUUUAUACAUUGUUUUAAACUUACUCGACCGCGAUCUCACUUUGCAUCAUGGUGACUCGAAUGCUAUUCCGGGCUGUGAUCAUGGGCCCCCCGGGCUCUGGGAAGGGCACAGUGUCGGACCGGAUCGUGAAGAACUUCGCUCUAAAGCACUUGUCUAGUGGUGACCUGCUCAGGACAAACGUUCAGAACAAAACAGAAAUCGGUGUUGUUGCAAAAUCUUAUAUUGACCAAGGGCAGCUUGUUCCCGAUGAUGUUAUCACCCGACUUGUUUUGCAAGAACUUCACAAGAUCAAUGAGACCAAUUGGCUGCUUGAUGGUUUUCCCCGGACAGUUCCACAAGCAGUGGCUUUAGAUAAAGCUUUUCACAUAAACUCUGUGAUAGACCUGAAUGUACCUUUUCAAACCAUUAAGGACCGCCUUACAGCAAGAUGGAUCCACCCUGCUAGUGGCAGAGUGUACAACACGGAAUUCAAUCCUCCAAAAGUCCCGGAAGUUGAUGACCUCACGGGAGAGCCUCUGGUACAGCGGGAAGAUGACAAGCCAGAAACUGUUACCAGGAGACUGAAGGGAUAUGAAGCUCUUACAAGGCCUGUGCUGGAGUACUAUCAAAACAAGGGAGUAUUGGAAACAUUCUCUGGGACUGAGACAAACAAGAUCUGGCCACAUGUCUAUGCCUUCCUGCAGUCUAAACUGCCUGACGUGAGCCAUAAGUGAGGAGAUUUCUAGAGCCAUGCGCAGAGAAUUAUUUUAACUGCAAAGCCUAUCUAGUGUGCCAUACCAUAUGAAUGUAAACUUUUUAUUACUUUCACUUUUAACUGUUUUAACUUAUAUGUACAAAAUCAAUUUUUAUGUCUCAACUGCUCAGUUUAGCAUUUUAAUAUUCUUACAACUGAAUUUUAUUUUUUUAAUAUAGGUUUUUAGGAAAGAGAAACUGAAUACUUGAAAAAAGCUGUGUAAUUUUAAGUACAUAUAAAUCUAUUUUAUUAAUUUGGUUUUAACCAACCACCUUUGGAAUAUCAUGUUUAUAUAAAAAUUGUAUCCCUUCCAUAUUCCAUAAGUUGAUUUACCAAACUCUAAUCAAAUAUUGCAGCUAAGAAAAUAAAAUGAUUUUUGUACUUGACUUUAUAACCUCAAACAAGAACAGCUAAUUUAUAAAAAACAUAGUCUCAUAUUAGCGAAUAGUGGACAACUGUGAGCUAAUUUUAUUGUAAACGGUCCCCCCCACCAUGGUUUAGAACUACAGGAUUAAAAUCAACUUAACGAAGCUUCCAGCCCCUUCCUGUCUGAGUUAGUAUAAGAGGGUUCUAGUCUGGUUUAUUACUAUUGAGCCUCAGACAUAAUGGGUUUGCAUUAAGGCUUGUGCAGACUGCAGACUUUUAUGCAAACUAAAUCAGAAAACUGCUCAAUAGCAAGUUGCUCAAAAGGGUAUCUGUAAAUUGUGUUGAUGUUGCAUAUGAUUUUGGCGCACACAUUUCUGCUCACAUUAUCAUAUAACACAUACAGCAAAUUUGAGGCACUAUUACAACUAAAAUUUUAAUUGAAACUAAACCCAUAUGUGAUAAAAGCACAAAGUAUCAAUAACCUAUAUCAUCCAGUAAGAGGUUUGCUUUUAAACAGGUGAUCAGUAAAGUCUACCAGAUCAUUGGUUGCUAUUGGUUGCUCUAGGCCUGUAGCAAACUUUGCACCUUUUUGCCCCUAUCAUGUUUAGGAAAUUUCAGAGCUAAAAGCUAUACAGUAAGUGAAUGCUCUUAAAUUUAAUAUUUUAAUGUGUUCCACCUAUGCAGGCAGAAGAUCCUUUGUGACAUGUGCAUGUCAUGCAUGUUAUGCAUUUGCCAGCUGCUGCAUAACCCAGCUUUGGUUCAGCACUGCAAGUGAAGAUGCUUGCAAUUGCACACUCUCUGCAAUCCCACCGAGCUUCUAUAAAUGUAUAAACAUACAAUUUUUGAACAGAUAUCGGUCAGGUAGGUCUGAGUGAGAGGGCCUCAUAUACUGGCAAAUAAACUGCUGACUCAAACCUUUAGCAGCUUUUAUUGGCCAGUGUAUGGCUACAGUGAAUAACGGAUAAGCUCUGUAGAACACCACUGUAUUUUACAUAGCUUAUCUGCUAUGUAACCUGAGCCUUUUAUAAUUUGAAAAGCUGACCCAAUGGCUACACAGAAGCUCAUUUAUAUAAACUAUAGUAGUGUUUCUGAAGUAAAUCACCAGUUUUAAUAGUUUUAGUUACUGUUUCUUUAAGUAAAUUUUGUUUUGUUUUGUUUUUGCCUGAAAUCCUUCCUGACAGAUGUCAGUAGGAAUCAUAAAAAAGGCCUAGUUCAGGUGAUUUUCAGGUAAUGCUUCUCUAAAAACCUUCAUGUACAGGGGAAUGUCGUUAAAAUUUUCCCUGUGUUUUCACACCAAUCACAAUGAAAUUGUAGUAGAUUUGUGGCACUUUGCACAUGAAUUAUAUGUCACAAGGAUCAGAGUGUAAGGUGAUUCCAUCCAGUUAGUUAAUUCAACGUUUUAUUCUGCUGCAUUUACUCUCAAUGAGUUUUUGCUUUAAUUUUUCCUUUAAUGAAUAGGGAUACUUUGUUGGCCCACUUGUCCAACUUACUGGAUUUGCAUACUUCUCUUUUGAAAUCAUGUGAAUGUCAGAAAUGUAUCUAGGCUUUAUCUAUUAAAUUGUUGUGUUUAGAAAAGGUCCAAGCAGAUAAAAUACCUCUGAAGUCUGUCAGGUGUUUGUUUUUUUUUUGUAAGGGAAACAAAAUAAUGAUUCUAAUUAUGUAAGAAUACAUGCAUAUGUAACUUGACUUGUAAUGACUGGUACUGUAUUAUUUGUAAUUUACCAAAUGUCUGUAAUUCUUUCAGUGUUGCCUGUUAAAAUCUAAAUAUAUGAUUAAGGAAAUGUC